Molecule: messenger RNA, 1371 nt
Organism: Verticillium alfalfae VaMs.102
Lineage: Eukaryota; Fungi; Ascomycota; Sordariomycetes; Glomerellales; Plectosphaerellaceae
Exons: 2
Coding region: 1-1371 (456 amino acids)
Source: RefSeq, a predicted model, not a curated record
AUGAACGAUAGCGACUCGCAUUCAGGUGUGAGCCUCGUUCCGCCAACGCUACCCGGCCUGCGAUCCCUGAGCGACAAUGCCAUAUCGGAGUCGAGAGGGUCAUGGCUCACUGAGGAGGGCUACCUCGGUCGAUUGAGCCGCGGCGGACCGUCUCAGCGACAAAGUCGGAAUUCUUUCCUCAGUUUGUACGAGAGCAUACGCAAGUUUCCCUCGGGGCCACGUUUCCUUCGUGCACAGGAUGGCAACUCGUUCAGAAGCACCUUGGAUAUUACUAUACCUUCCAUGGACGACGAUGAGUUUGACCGCAAGAGUAUACAGCCCACACCAGAGGUGGCGUACAUGUUUGAGAAGCCUGGGCACUCUAAGAGAUCAGAGACAGCGACGAGCAACAAUCUGCUCCCCGUGCCUCCUUUGCCAGCCGCCGCCUCUGAUGCACUGUCUUCCAUUCCGGAGCAGAUGAGCCCGCUCGGUUCUCACCCUACACACGGGAAAAGGUUUACGGGGACCAACCCGGCUGGUACAUUCAAAGUAUACAGCGACAACGACGCUCAGUCGAGCAGCUUCCAGACUGUCUCUGGCUCAAGCGAAGAGCGCAGCGAUGGCGUCAGCCUCUUUAGACAAAUGUCCAUGCAGAGCGACCUGUCUAGAGCCAGACCUGUGAGCCGCCGUUCUGAUGCCAGCCCGUGGUUCGGUAGCCGCUCCGGUGUGCCACCCCGGACCCCGCGACGUCGGCAGACUGUGACAUAUUCGUCAUCCGCAUCCGUCCCAACCUCGACCACGGGCUCUUCGGACGCAGAGGUGAACUGGUCAACGAUAGCGCCAGGAACCUCGGCAGCCCGCGGCACAGAAAACUGGCAGACGGCCCCUCGCGACUCGCUCGGCAUUGCAUACGAGGAGCUCGUGCGCGAGUCUCCAUUCUACCCAACACAAACUCCGCCACGCCGGCCGCUCAAGUCAGCAAAGAGAUCCGUCGGGUCGUCCAACCCUUUGUUUCAGGAUGAAAACAGGCGCAACAGCGCAUGGAUGGGCAAAGGCGUAUCUCUUCGACGUGACAAGUCGCGCGAAAGCGAGUCAACAAUCAGUCUCAUGUCACCGAGCAAAUGGGACACUGGUGCCAGGGUACCGCUGGGCAAUCGACCAGCUUCCUCGAUUCGACCUGUGAAGCCGUCGGCCGUGUGGCUUGGGGAAAGUGGAGAGCCGUCUCGUUACUCAACGUCCAAGCCUGGUUCUGGGGAUUCAGGCUGGGAGACCGAGGCGGGUGCUCCUAUGGGAAGGGAUGACAGCAGCACCAUAGGAGCGACGGCAAGGGAUGACAGCCGCAAGGGUGGGCUCGGGAGAACUGAGAGUGACGACUUUGCCGUCUUCAUCUAG